Carica papaya (papaya) is the source of this 2339-nucleotide messenger RNA. RefSeq names its product lysine ketoglutarate reductase trans-splicing-like protein (DUF707). The record is from RefSeq and is a predicted model, not a curated record. Lineage: Eukaryota; Viridiplantae; Streptophyta; Magnoliopsida; Brassicales; Caricaceae.
CUAAAUUGGUUGCUAAAAGGAGCUGGAAUCCUCUGUUAGAUCUAAAAACGCGUUUUUUUCGUUAUCUUUCUUGAAACUCCAUCUUUUUUCUCGCAUUUCCGGUACCUAAAAUCACCCGUUAUUUUCGAAGAAAUUGAGUUGCUCUAAUUGCUUUGUAAAGGCCUUUUAAGUAUGGAGUUAUUUAGUUUUCUUCCAAGCAAAAAACAGAGAGUAGUAUCCAGUUAAUACUGGCUUAUGAACUUUCUUAUGUCCUUGUGGCUUGAGAAAUUCUGAUCAGAAGCCUCAGAUUGUGUUUUGAUAGUUUACAGCGAUAUUUUUAUGCUUGGUUGUCUAUGAAGACAUUUAAAUCAUGGAACUCACUUGUCAAGAAAAAGAAUGCUCUUCCAGAAGGGGGAAAAAGCGGAUCAAAAGUGAAGCCGUUUAUGGUUAUUAUGUGUUCAAUACUCUUGAUUGUAUUGUAUAAGACCACAAAUUUGCAAUAUCAACAGACAGAGAUGGAGGCAAAACUAUAUUCUAUUGACAUGGUCAAGGAAACUGGGCUGGUUUCUGGACUGUUGAAGGGUUUACCACGGGGUAUCAAACACUCUAUGUCAGAUUUGGAGCUAAGGCCUCUGUGGUCAACAAGUAGUUCAAGGUCAAAGGUUGGUGUUUUCAGCAAUCGCAACUUGUUGGCACUGCCAGUUGGUAUCAAGCAAAAGGAUAAUGUCAAUGCUAUUGUGCAAAAGUUUCUUCCAGAGAAUUUCACAGUUAUUCUAUUCCACUAUGAUGGCAAUGUGGAUGGAUGGUGGGAUCUUGAAUGGAGUGAGAGGGCCAUACACAUAGUUGCUCAGAACCAGACAAAGUGGUGGUUUGCAAAACGGUUUCUGCAUCCAACUGUUGUGUCUGUUUAUGACUACAUAUUUCUCUGGGAUGAAGAUCUGGGGGUGGAAAAUUUUGAUCCAGGAAGAUACCUAAAAAUUGUGAAAUCAGAAGGCCUGGAGAUAUCUCAGCCAGCUUUAGACCCAAAUUCAACUGAAAUACAUCACAGAAUUACUGUUCGUUCAAGAACAAAAGUUGUUCAUAGGAGAAUUUUUGAUGUCAGAGGAAAUUUGAACUGUACAAACGCUAGUGAAGGGCCACCAUGCACUGGAUUUGUGGAAGGUAUGGCGCCAGUGUUUUCAAGGUCUGCUUGGUAUUGUACUUGGCAUCUUAUACAGAAUGACCUUGUUCAUGGAUGGGGAAUGGAUAUGAAGCUUGGAUAUUGUGCGCAGGGGGAUCGCACGAAGAAUGUGGGAAUCAUUGACAGCGAGUAUGUCAUUCAUCAAGGCAUUCAAACUCUGGGAGGAAGUGGGCACCCUGAGAAGAAGACUGCAACUUUUGGAUCUACAAGUAAGGGACGCAAGACUCCAAUUUUUGACUCAAGAAUGGAGAUAAGGAGGCAAUCGACAUGGGAGCUUCAAGUGUUUAAAGAGCGGUGGAACAGAGCUGUAGAGGAGGACAAAGAGUGGGCUGAUCCAUUUCCGAGAAGUCAGAGAAUUCAGAAUAGUCAGAGAAGUGAGAACCAGAGACACAAAAAAAUAAGACGACAUAAGGACUAGGUUUUUAACUCGACUACAUACAACAAAACACACACACUGCUCUCGUCUAUACCUGUAAUUUAGCUGCGUAGUCUUCUUUAGAUCCUCAGAAAUUUAAUUCAUUAUUUUUGUUCUUUACAUCUUCUAAUUUUCCUAUAGCUCUUCUACCUCAUCCUUUUCCCUCAAAAGAGAUAGUUAUAGGUUUAGCUAUUUACACUGAAAUUUUAGUUUUGAUUUACCCUGAACCGAAAAGAAAAGCUAUUGUAGAAACUCCUUUCCUCUCAAAUUGAAUCAUGUUUUAAAACAAUCGAUCAGUUAGGUCCUUUUAGGUAAGUAGUCAGUAAAUCAAUUUACAACUCUCAGUAUAUGGUUGUCAACAUUUUUAUUAUUAAGUGACCCCAAGGAACAUUGAAGCAGGUAUGAGGAUAAGAUUGGAGUUUGGUGGAUUUGUUUUAGCAGCUUCAUUAAGAAAAUUGUUCAUUUGGUGAUUAGUGCUGAACACAAAUAAUUGAUUUAGCAAUUGAAAGAUACUUGCAAAUGUUUGUUAAAUUAUUAUCAAAAACUUAUUAUGGUUAGAGACUACGAAGAAAUCGAUCAGGAAAUUAGAAUUCCAAUUAGAAUUUAGUCUCAACGAUAUGUCUGAAAAAAAUAAGCCAAUAAUUCCUCCAAAAAUAAAACUUGUAGAGUUGAUUGUUCGUACUUUGAUGUUAGAGACAGAAUUGUUCUUGAACAAAUUUCAGCAGCUAUGAUGGAAUCAUCUUCCUCCUUUUCUCUCUGUAUGUA